Molecule: messenger RNA, 5504 nt
Organism: Orbicella faveolata
Lineage: Eukaryota; Metazoa; Cnidaria; Anthozoa; Scleractinia; Merulinidae
Product: ribonuclease 3-like
Biological process (GO): rRNA processing; primary miRNA processing; pre-miRNA processing
Cellular component (GO): nucleus; microprocessor complex
Molecular function (GO): RNA binding; ribonuclease III activity
Source: RefSeq, a predicted model, not a curated record
UUGAAUAUUCAAGAUGGCGAAUGAAGCUGAGACCGCUUUCCGCUUUUGACAGUCUGUCCAAUCUGACUAGCUACUAUGAAGCAAAAAUAUUUCUUUAGUUCUUCAAUAUGGUGUAUCAGCUACUCGAUGAUCUCAUGCGCAAGUAACAAAAUUGCUCAAAGAGGUUAAAUCGACAAUGUGGCGACCGCCAUCGGGGCAGAUCACUCGGCCGCCGGGAGCGCAAGGUUUUCCCCGUGCGGCAAAUCAGCAGCAAAUGCAUCUGGGAUUUCAAACACAGAUACCGCAAGCGUUUCCCUUGCAACAGAUAAUAGCCAGUCCAGUGCCAUCUUCACAACAUUUGGGAUUGCGUCCGCAGUGGGUUGGUCCAUUCGACCCAGCGACAGGUUUUCACAGCCCACCAAGGGGUAUGAUUCAACCUCCAGCUGCUCAGGUCCCAAAUAUUUCGUCAGCAGUACAGCAACAAUUGCCUUUGUCAUCUCCGUUGCCUUUAGCUAGAGGGGUUACUCCACCAGUUCAUCGGCCUGUUGUACCAUCUACUUUGCCUUCGCCUAGAGGAAUCACAUCCCCUGUGUUGCAAUCUUCACCGUUCAACAGCCCAUCAUGGCAAGUGAGGAAUUCCCAGCCAUCUGUAUUCACCUUAAACCAAGGACCUGUAGUUAUGGCACCUGCUGUACCAUCACCUAGAGCUCAUCCAUCCCCCACCCAGCAACCACUUGCGUCCUCUAAUUUUCUACCCCAUAGAGGCACCCCAUCUCCGACUCUGCAGCCACCGAUGUCUGCUAUUAUGUCUCCUCCCAGAGGAAUUCCAUCAUCCCCAAUCAAGCAACCUGUUCCCCCAACUGUGGUGUCACCUAGGGGAAUUGCAUCCCCAGUACUUCAAUCUUCACCUUUCAACAGUCCAGCGUGGCAACAAAGAACUCCUCCCACCAGAUUCCGCCCAAUUCAGAGAGGGCCUGUUGCUUCAUCCUUCCCACAACCAAUUAUGUCACCUCCUUCACCUUCACCCAGAGCAAUCCCUUCCCAAACCCAGCAGCAAUUUGCACCUCCUACUUUGCUUUCACCAAGAGGGGUCCCAUUGCAAGUACAACAUUCUCCUCCUUUCCACAGUCUAUCUAAGCUAGUGAGAGAUCCUCUGCCUGUUAAUAGCUUACACCAGGGUUUAACUGUUGCUGCAGCUUUGGAUAAAUGCAUUCAGGAUAAACAAGUGAUUGGUAUGAGCUCUCAUAUGCAACAGCCCAGUAACAGUGUAGGCUUAGGUCUAGCUCAACCCAGGAGGGAGAGUGUAAUUCAAGUACCACCUGCCAUGACUGGUCCUCAUGGAAUGUGGCCUCCUGCAUCACAUCAGCUCAGUGGACUGCAGCCACCUGUACCACAACAGUUUAGUAGGCUCCAGCCACCUGUACAGCAACAGUUCAGCAGGUUGCAGCUACCUGUACCACAAUACUUCAGCCCUGUCAAAACAAGGACGCCUGAUUUCAGUCCUGAUCGUAGAUCUUUUGGUCGUAAGAAAAAUUCUAAUCCAUUGAAUCCACAGCACAAGAGUGGUUUUCACAGAGAUGGUGAAAGAGGAAGAGAGUGGGGAAAUAGGAGGAACUACACCCCAGGUGCUGGUGGCAGGAAGAGCCCUAGAGUUUCUCGUUGUUUUUCUCCUCCUCCUCCUAAUGUUGAAAGAGUGGUAAGAUGUGUUGUGUCAGAGGAGUUUUAUACCAAAAAGCAGAGUGAUAAGGAUGAUGAUAAUGGCAAUGUCCAAGGGACAGAAAAACUCACUGAACUGCACAACAAAUUUGAGAAGGAAAUAUUGAACAUGCCAUCUUUGGAAUGUGAUGAUGACAAGAGUGUUAACAGCAGGCAGAGUACUGGUGCAAAUUCAGAUCUUAGUGAUGAUGAAUCACUUGGUGACAUUGAGUUAAAUGAGGACCCACCAGAGGAUGAAGAAAGUCUUCCAAAAUCCAGGUUUAGGCGGAAGUCAGAUGUCAGUAAUUAUUCAGAGUUUCUUGGCAUUAGUGAUGAGGAAAUUAACAGUGAUGAAGAUGGCAGUGAGUUUAGAAGUCAGGGGUUGAGUGGCAGCAGCUCUGAAAGUGAUGAUGAUGGUGAUGAUGAUAAUGAUGGGGACAAUCAGGAAAAUGGAGGCUUUGAUGACGAUGAUGAUGACCUGGUUGAGGAUGAGCAUGACCAUAGAGGCCCCAGUGUAGCAGGGGUCAGAGAAAGAAAGAUAGGAGAUCCUAGAAGACUUCAUCCUGAGCUUUGGUUUAAUGAAGCAGGAGAGACAAAUGAUGGUCCAGUCUGUCGAUGCAGUGCAUCUGACAAGCAGCAAGGAAUUCGUCACAGUAUUUACCCUGGUGAAACUGUCAUUCCAGCUUGUGAUCCACUAACAAACAACGCAGACAAGUUGCAUCAUUACUGGAUGACUGUCACACCACACACCAAUUUCAUGACAGAGAAUCCGAGUAUUAUCCAUUUUGAAGGGAAAGAUUACACUUUUGAGGGAUUUUCUAUGUUUUGUCAUCACCCACUGGAACACGUACCUCUUUGCUCUGUGAUUCGAUUCAAUAUUGAAUACUCUCUACAUGUCAUUAGCGAACCAGUUCCAGAGAAUUUCUGUAUUAAGGAUCUUGACUUGUUCUCACAGUUUCUGUUUUACAAAAUGCUUGAACUGGCAGACUGGGAGUUAAAAGGAAAUAUUCAAGAUUCUUGUCAACGAUACCACUUCAUGCCAAGAUUUGUUCACAGAUUGACAGACCAGGAAAAUGCCAUGAAGGACCAUGAACUUCUUCCAAUGAGUCAAGUGUUGUCUUAUAUUUUGGACUCUGCUGAACCUCUUGUGAAGUCCAGUGAUUUAACUCUCAGUGCUGAUAAAUUGGAUGAAUACAGCAAGUCAUGCAUCAAUUCUAUUGUGAUGAAUCCAGAUAAGAAACCUGCAGCUCUCAGGGUUGAUGACUUGCAGUUUUGUAAGGAUGGGGAAAGGUUGUCUAAAAUCAAGAUGUACCCAUACAUUGUCCACCACAGUAUCAGGCCAGUGCAGAUGAGUUUUGCUGGAGAUCCUAAGUAUCAGAAGCUGCAGAAGUCAUAUGUUAAGUUGAGGAGCCUUAUCUCAAACACGUAUGAAUUUCUAUUCCCGUCACCGUUGACUGUUCGAAAUAGGAGAGCAGGGAAAUUUGCUAUGCGUCGUGAUGUGGUGGUAGAAGUGAGCAGUCGAGGAAUGAUCAAGACUGGUUUGAAGUCUGAUAUCUGUCAGCACGCCUUACUGCUUCCUGUGUUAGUACAUCAUGUACGCUAUCACAUGUGUCUACAAACACUGGACGAGAAAAUGGGCUAUGUGUUCAAAGAUCGGUCUUUACUUCAGCUUGCCCUGACACACCCUUCUUAUCACCUCAACUUUGGCAUGAACCCAGACCACGCCCGAAACUCUCUGUCGAACUGUGGAGUGAAGCAACCAAGGUACGGAGACAGGAAAAUACGGCAUCUGCACACGCGCAAGAAAGGCAUCACCCAGCUGAUACGUGUCAUGUCCAACCUUGGCAAAAUGGAUGAGUAUAAGUCCAUGAUACGACACAAUGAGAGGCUUGAAUUCCUUGGAGAUGCUGUUCUGGAAUUAAUCAGCAGCGUUCACUUGUAUUUCAUGCUGCCACACAAGACUGAAGGAGGUUUGGCCAUGUAUCGCUCAGCUUUAGUACAAAACAAACAUCUGUCUCAACUAGCCAAGAAACUUGGAUUGUCUGAUUACAUGCAGUACUCACACGGCCCUGACUUGUGCUUGGAAGAGGAUCUCAGUCACGCCAUGGCCAAUUGUUUUGAAGCUCUUCUUGGUGCAAUGUAUUUGGAGAGUGGUUUAACAUCAGCUACGGUCCUCUUCACUAAUCUAGCUUUCGAGGAGCAGGAACUUAGAGAUGUUUGGACAAACUUGCCAAAGCAUCCUUUGCAGGCUCAACAACCAGAUGGUGAUAGGCACCUGAUACCUUCGUCUUCGAUUCUUCAGAAAUUAGAGGAGUUUGAACAAGCCAGCGGAAUCGAAUUCAACCACAUUCGUCUGCUGGCGCGUGCUUUCACUCACCCACAAGUCGGCUAUAACAACCUCACACUUGGUAACAACCAGCGGAUGGAAUUCUUAGGAGACUCCGUUUUGCAGUUCGUUGUUUCAGUGUAUCUCUUCAAGCACUUCCCUGAACACCACGAGGGACAUCUUACGCUACUACGGAGUUCUCUUGUCAAUCAUCGAAUCCAGGCGACGCUCGCCAGAGAGCUGGGUCUAGACAAGUUAAUCAACUUUGGAGGCCAGGCCUUUCGCGAGAAACUCCUUGCUGAUAUCCUAGAAGCAUUUGUCGCUGCGCUGUACGUGGAUAAAGGUCUCAGAUAUGUGGAGGUGUUCUGCCGAGUCUGUCUGUUCCCUCGGCUCGAGGAGUUCAUCAUUAACCAGGACUGGAUGGAUGCUAAGUCUCAGUUACAACAGUGUUGUUUGACAUCACGUGAGCAGGGUAAAACACCUGAUCUUCCACAAUACAAAGUUCUACAGAACAAGGGUCCUGCUCAUCACAAGCACUAUACAGUUGCUGUUUACUACAAGGGAAGAAGACUGGGAUCUGGUGAAGGCAAAAGCAUUCAGCAAGCAGAAAUGGCGGCAGCAAAGGACGCGUUGGCUUCGCACUAUUUUCCAGAACUAGCGCGACAGAAGCGUCUUCUUGACCGAAAGCAUCAGGGACGGCGGCGAAAUUACUGGAACAAGGUGCCGCGUAAAGAAAGGGAGAAAGACGAGCAAGAUGAAGAAGAUGCAGAAUACGAACCGCGCUGGGAGGAAAAUGAGGCUUUCGAAGAAAACGAUGACACCGACGAGAAACAAGACGAAAAUAUCACGCAGGAGGAGCAAGACGGAAAUAACACACAGGAGGAACAAGACGAAAUUAACACACAGGAGGAACAAGACGGAAAUUAUAACGCACCAGAGGAGGAAAAUGAACUCGCUGACGCAGUGCUAGAGGAUGACACAGUUGCUGCGUCACACACCUUGGCGUGACUCACAUGUCAUGUACGUCACGUAUCUUGUAAGGCUUUCUGCGCUGCAAGAUUGGUCAAGGAAUUCCUGUUGCGUUAUAUACGUGACAGAUUUGUCGCGCAGAAACGCAUUAUUGACCUUCUGACUAAUGUUGAGUCAAAUUAUGUCAAAUUCGAGAGCGGUUUUCUUGUUUUCACAUUGUUUCAGCAGAUAUUGAAAGAGUACAGUUUUAUUUAUUGUAGAGAAUAUUUUAAAAAUAUUGAAAGCAAAGCUAAUAUAUAUUUAUCAGGAUAGUUUUUAUGGCCAUGGACAAGUGUAAAAUAAAAUGUACAAGCUGACAAAAAUUUUAAAAAACAUAUCAACUUGUAAUUUUGUUUGUUUGUUUGUAAUUUAUUGGUAUAUCUGAGAAAACUACUUGAACUUCACGGUGAUUGGCUGAGAACAGUCCAAUUAAUCGUUAAUUUUUCAUUUGCGUCACAGUGCAUAUAAUAAACGAAUAAUAAUAUGAAAGCUCGAA